AAUAAAAAAAUUAUAUGGAACUCAACUCACUGACCACAAUUUUUAACAGCUUCGUCAUAAACCCUAAUUUUGUUUCCACACCAAAACUUUUUUUUUUUUUUGACGGAUUCUUGAGAGGCUGCACACUCAUCAGUCUCUGCCGCCGCUCGAUGAAUCACUGAUCGGUUGAGUCGGUUUCACAUGUUCUUCCAUGUUCCUUUGUUAGUUUAGGACAGAGGUUUAGAGAUAGUAUCCUCCAUACUCCAUUCGAGAUUCGUUUUCUCGAUUAGAGUAGGCAUGUAUUCUCUGUUACGUUAUGGAAGAAGGUCUCUUGUGUUACACAAAGGGCUUAAUUUGGGAUUUGUUGUGCAAAAGGAAUCUGCUUUUCUCAGUUCCUACUCCUCCUCUGCUAAUGCUCCUGGUGGGAAGUCAAGAGAUAGUCGAAAAGGUAAGAACUUUACAGUCUCUUACCUCGUUACUUCAUUGGGUUUAUCUAAAACCCUCGCGGAAUCAAUCUCAAAGAAAGUUAAUUUCAUGGACAAGACAAAUCCGGAUUCAGUUCUGAGUCUUUUUAGAAGUCAUGGGUUCAUAGAUUCUCAGAUCUCUUUCAUCAUUACUGAUUAUCCAGAAUUGCUUAUGGUAGAUGCUAAGAAUUCACUUGGUCCUAAGCUUAACUCUCUCAAGUCCAGAGGAGCUUCAAGCUCUGAGCUCACUCAGAUUAUUUCUACAGUUCCAAGAAUCUUAGGAAAGAAGUCUAUUAGUGUUUACUAUGAUUCUGUCAAAGACAUUAUAGUAGCUGAUCAAAGUUCUAAUUAUGAGUUCCCACAGGGUCAUCAGGGGAAUAAAAUCCGAAAUGUGUCUGCUUUGAGAGGUUUAGGCAUGCCUCAGAGGUUGUUGUUACCUUUGCUCGUCUCCAAGUCACAGCCUGUGUGUGGGAAAGAAAACUUUGAUGCAUCACUCAAGAAGGUUGUUGAGAUGGGUUUUGAUCCAACUACCUCAAAGUUUGUUCUGGCUUUGCGUAUGCUUUACCAAAUGAGCGAGAAAACGAUUGAAGAGAAAGUUGAAGUCUAUAGAAGUGUAGGUUUUAGCGUUGAUGAUGUAUGGGAAAUUUUCAAGAAGACUCCUUCGGUUUUGAAAGUCUCGAAGAAGAAGAUAUUGAACUCUUUUGAGACGUUUUUAGGGUUAGGAUAUAGCAGAGCUGAGUUUCUGAUGGUGGUCAAGCGUUAUCCUCCUUGCAUUGAAUAUUCUCUAGAGUCGAUUAAAAGGAAGAGUGAGUUUCUGGUGAAGAAGAUGAAUUGGCCACUAAGUUCCUUGGUUUUGCACCCUCAGGUGUUUGGAUACAGCAUGGAGAAGAGGAUUAUACAAAGGUGUAACGUACUCAAAGCUCUCUUGUCGAAAGGACUGCUCAAAAAGGGAAGUGAACUACCUUCAGUGUCCUCUGUUUUGUCAUGUACCGAUGAAAUAUUUAUACACAGAUAUGUGACGAAGCACAACGAGCUGGUGCCUGUGCUGAUGGCUAUCUUCAAUGAAGGUCGCAGUGCUCCAUAGAUCAGAACAGAAGGCACAUCUACAACAAUGAGAAAUACCAAGGUUUGUUCUUAUUCUGUUGUUGUCAGCUUUAGGAUUGUCAAUGAAUAUAUUGAUGUAGCAAUGGGAGGCAAAUGAAAAGCUUUUGUUAAUGUAUCUAUGAAACUCCAAUUUGUACUUUUGUCAUCUCAGUUUGACCUGGAUCCAACCUUUUAAUCUCUUUACAAUUAAGAAGCUUUAGCUGGAAUAAAAGUGGAUCCUGAUUGAAAAUUUGAA
Messenger RNA from Camelina sativa (false flax), 1782 nucleotides. RefSeq names its product transcription termination factor MTERF8, chloroplastic. Gene Ontology annotation, molecular function: double-stranded DNA binding. The record is from RefSeq and is a predicted model, not a curated record. Gene Ontology annotation, biological process: regulation of DNA-templated transcription. NCBI's taxonomy places the organism in Eukaryota, Viridiplantae, Streptophyta, Magnoliopsida, Brassicales, Brassicaceae.